AUGGGACGAAAGCGCGGCGCGGUCCAGCGGCGCUUUGACGAUGCGCUUCUGCGGCACGACAUGGAGCUCGUCAUCUGGAUGAUCGACUCGGGCGAGGUCCACGUCGACGCGGAAGCAGCGAAUGGCGACUCGCCGCUGCUACACGCCGUCGCCCGCAACCAAAUCGACGUGCUCGACUUGCUCCUCGACCGUGGCGUCAAUGUCAAUGCCGUCAACCGGCACGGCAAGACCGCGCUCAUGAAGGCCGCCGCGACGACCGAGGUCGACACGACGGACGCGGUGAGCAUUCUCCUCCGGCGCGGCGCCGACAUCUUCGCGCGGGAUCCGAGUGGCAAGACAGCGCUCGACUGGGCGCGACGCACCAACAACGUGAGCGUCGCGCGUCGGCUUGAGCUGGCCGUGCAAGCCCACAUCGUGGCGCACCGGGUGACGGCGGCGAACCAAGAAGCUGCGCAGCGGCACGACGAGAUCGCGCAGACCAACGACGCGCUCAAAACGCAGCUCCACGCGCUGUUUUCGCCGUUCGCACCGCGCCAAAUGCUCUCGCUUCUGGCGUCGGCCGCCAUCUCGCACGACACGUAUACGGCCGCGUUCCCUCACGGGCCGCCGUACUAUGUGAACGCAGAGAGCGCGCAGGGGUGGACGGCGUUGACCAAAGCCGCAUCGGUCGACGACGUGGACGUCUUGCGUAGUCUGCUGCAGCACGGCGCGCUCGUGGACUAUGAAACCAAGCUGCGCCACACGGCGCUCACGUGGGCGAGCUACUCGGGCCACACGAACGCCGUGCAGGUGCUCUUGCAACACAACGCACAAGUCGAGUAUGCGACGCGGGAGAAGAUGACAGCGCUGAGUCACGCCUCUCGGAACGGCAAGACACAGGUGGUUGCGCUCCUUCUAAGCAAGUGUCGCGAAGUGUUCCUGCCGCAAAGCAGCCAGCCCGAUUACGUCUCGAACGAAGGUCGCGAGUGGCACACGCGCUUCUUGAACCAUGUUCUCGCCGAAGAAGCUUUGGGCAAGUCCGCCUUGGCGUAUGCUGCGGCCGGUGGGCACACCGACGUCGUGGCGCUGCUCCAAGCCGCGUGUGACCAGGCGCGCGCGCACGAGACGCAUGUCCAGACUCUGGAGGCCAAGACGCGCGUCGUGGCGUGCGCUCUUGGUUGUGGCAUAACAAACGCGCACGACCUCAUCGGGUAUCACCAAGCCCACAAGUGUCCUCUUCGCGACGUCGCUUGCGAAAAGUGCAAGGAGCACAUGCAGAGCCAACACCUCGCGGAGCAUGAAAGGCGAACGUGUACCUACCGCGAUGUCACGUGCGUGAACCUCCAGUUCGGAUGCACCGCCGUGCUGCCGUGGCACACCAUGCAGCUGCAUCAGUCGGACCACUGCCACUACCGGUCGGUCGAGUGCCGUCUCGAGUGCGGCAAGGUGCUGCAGUGGCAAGCGCGGCCCCAUCACGAGGCCAGCGAGUGCCCGCAGCGCACGAUCUCGUGCCCCGCCUGUGGACACCCCAUGCGCGGACAGGACCUGAAGAAGCACAAUCGCAGUGUGUGCCCCAAGCGCUUAGUCGAAUGCAAGCUCUACGGCGGCUGCGGCGAGAUCCACGCCUCGGAAGACACAGCUUUCCACGCCGAAAGCCUUUGCAGUCGCCGCAAACGUCCGUGCCACUGGGUCAGUCAUGGCUGUGACGCAGUCCUCGGGCCACCCGAGGCGCGUCUCAUCCACGAAGAGACGACGUGCCCGUUUCGCACCGUCACGUGCCGGAAUGGCUGCGGUGUGGCCGAUCUCAUUGCAGCGUUUCUCGAUGAACACUUGGCGUGGGACUGUCCCAAAGAGAUCAAGCACUGUCCGCUGGAAUGCGGCCUCCGCAUGGAAGCGCAGUUCAUCUACGGCCAUUGCGAGCCCAACUGCGGCGACUGCCCGAACCGCGUCACCCGGUGCCCGUAUGACAUGUGCGGCAAGAAAAUGUGCUUCUAUGGUGACACGCGCUGGGACGCGGACGAGACGACGCUGGCACGGUCCGACGUGGCGGGCGUUGACGUGACCCGCAACGGCGUUCUCGCCCGCCUUGGACACCUCGACACGUACCUCAACGAGAAGGUGUCGUCCUUCGCCCUUGUGCAGGCGCACGCGUACCUCCAUACGUGGCUCCUGGCGCGCAAAGCGUCGCUGCUACAGGCGUACCAAGCGCGGGACUUGGACCGCGUCGAGCUCGGCAUGGUGGUCAAGUACGACCCGGAGACCACCCAGCACUACGUGAGCUUCCGCGGACGCGUCGUUUGGCUCAACCUCAAUCGUGUCUACCAUGCGCUCGACCCCGCCGUACUCGCCACCGACUGGCUCUGCCCGUCCAUGGCAGCAACGGCGCGGCCCGACCACGUUGCGACCGUGUGUCCGCUGCACAGCGUGGCUUGCCCCAACGCGUGCGGCCAGCGCUGUCCCAAGUUCCAGCUCGAACACCACUUGAAAGAGCGGUGUGCGAAGCGCAUGCUCGUGUGUCGUCUCGGGUGCCACAAGGCCUUGACAAUGGAAGCGCUUUUGGAGCACGAAGAGUCCGAGUGCCCCAAGAGCCAGCGGUUUUGCCCGCACUGUCACGCGCCGUGUCUGCUCGAGGCCCUCGAGGGCCACGUGCGCACGAUGUGCUUGCAGUUUCCUCGCAACUGUCGGCUCACGUGUGGCGCGCAGGUUCCCCGUGCGUCGUUUGAGGAGCACGAGGCCACGGUCUGCCCCAAGCGUCUCGUGCCAUGCCCUCGCUGCCACACACAAGUGUUUGCCUGCGAUCUGUCGUCGCACGAGAGCGACGAGUGUCCCAAACGACCGUUUGGUUUGUGCGAGCUCGGUUGUGGCACGCAGUUGUGCGUCAAUAACGUCCAGAAGCACGUCCUUCAAGAGUGCCCCCACCGGAUGGUGCCAUGUCCGCAGUGCGCGACCAGCAUUCCGUGUUCAAUCUUUGACCACCACGUGAAGUUGGACUGCCCGCAGCGGCAGCUCUUUUGCCACAAGGGAUGUGGCACACGGCUACGUGAGUGCGACGUUGCCAGCCAUGAUCUGGAAGACUGCAUCCAUCGACCGACGUUCUGUCCGCUGCAAUGCGGCCUCGAGCUCGCCAUGUCGCAGCUGCCACGUCACAUGCACGCCGACUGUGUACGACGUCGCGUUGCGUGCCCCAACCGAUGCGGCGUCAAGGUGCCAGGUAUUCAGCUCCCCGGCCAUCUUCGAAGCUGCGACCACCGCAAGGUGCCGUGUGGCGCGGGCAGCGUUGCGUGUGCGAGGCCGCUCAAAGCGUGGAUCGUGCGCGAGCGACUCGUGCCGUGCUUGAAGCACCGGCUGCAUGGUUUCAUGUGGGCGCUCAAGUGCGGCGACAUGGACGUCAUGCUCGGCUUCCUCAGCAAAAUCGCACGCGACGAAGUCGAUGCCGAGUUUGACACGGGCUACACGCCGCUCGUGCUCGCAUGUGCCAAAGGCGAUGUCCUUCUCGUCCGUGCCCUCUUGGAGCACGGCGCCAACGUCAACACCGAGUCGUCGCGGGGCCGCACGCCGCUCGGCGAAGCCAUUCUCAACAAGCAGGCGCAUUUGAUCCCACUUCUUCUGGAGUACCGUGCGAUCGUGUCGCAUGUCAACCGGCACGGCCUCUCGACGCUCUCGAUGGCCGAGCAAAUGGGUGACGCGACCAUCUUGGACGUCCUCGCCAAGCGUGCGAAACUGGAGCAGGAUCAGCGCCGGCUCUUUGUAGCGAUUGGCGCGUCGGACUAUGACACGAUCGAAGAAGUCGUCGCGGGUGGCGAAAUGACGUACCGCGACAGCCAUGGGUGGCACUUGGCGCGGGAGCUCGAAGCGAGUCGAGACGUCCUCGCCCGCGCCCGCGCCGACUUGACCGAACACAUUGCGAUCAUGAACGCGACGAUCGCCGAUACGGAAGCCAAGCAGAUGCGCGUCGUGCACCUCCUCGACUCGAUGGAGUACAACAAAGGCCAGCUCGCCCAGGUGCAAACCAAGGAAACCAAGCUCGAUGCUGUCCGCGUGCACACGGAAACCACGGUCCGCGACAUUGUCCGGAAAAUCACCGCGCAAGACAUCAUCAACAUCAUCAGUCGGCCCAACCCACCGGAGGACAUCGUGGUCGUGCUCAAAGCCAUGGCGCUCUUCCAGGGCAUUCUUCCCAAACCCAAGCGACUCAACGAAACGGGCGCGUUCUCCACGCACGAGUGGUGGGAGACAGCGCAAGCCAUGCUCAUGGACCGCGGCUUCUUACGGCGUCUUCUUGAUAUCCGCGAGCUCGCGAUCGAGCCCGACGUGCUUUUCAAGGUUCGGCGCGAAUGCUUGAAGCAUGACGCGUUUCGGGAGAUUGGUGCCGCCGAGUUGGCCGUACCUGAUGCGCUCGACGCCGCGCCGGCCGUACCCAAGCAGCGCCACGGCCGUCGCAAUGCGAUCACCAAUUCGACGGUCGAUGCGCUCGGCACGUGGGUCAAAGGUGUCGAGAUCAACCAAAAGGCGCGCGCCGAAGCCAAAGUGCUUCAAGAACGACGCGAAAGCGUCCUUGCCGAGAUCCAGCAGCUCGAUGUCGAGUUGGCGACGGCCAGCUUUGAGAUGAAGACGGCCCAUCGGUGCUUGCCGUCGCGCCAAGAGGAGCUGGAUCGCGUCGUUGUCAUCGAGCAGCGCGCCGAGGCCGAUUUUCACCUCAAGACGCGUCGCGUCCUUGUGUGCGAGCUCUUGGCGUUUACGAGUUUGAACGGACACACGCCACUGAGCUACGCGGCGGCGGUCGGCAACGAGCGCGCCGUGCGAAUUCUUCUGAGCCGCGGCGCCAACAGCGGGCACUCGGACACGGAGCGGUCGUUGGCCGCCAAGUUGCUUCAAACCGCCGUGCGCUUUUACGUGCAGCAAGCCACGUACGCGGAUGCGACGCGCGACGCCGAAGUCUUUCGCAUUGUGCGGUACAUGACCAUGCGCCCGAUCUACAAGGCGCUUCGACGCUGCCGGCAAACGCAGCGCGUGCCGCUGCACGAAGCCGCGUACAAUGGACACACGGACGUGUUGCCGCUGCUGGUCGACGUCGGGCACGCGCCCGUGUGGCAGACCACGUACGUCGAGCCGACAGCCAUGAUGCCAGGCCAAAUCGCCUUUGGUCCGUCGCGCCGCAAAGACGUGGGCCUGCACGCGUGGCAAGUGGUGCUGCCACCGUCGCGCUUGUCGCUCGACGAGUCGUGCCGCUUGGGGCAAUCGCGCUUCGCCUACAUGCCGUACCGUGACGGGCGUGGCUGGGACCGCAAUGGUUCGUCGAUCUAUGACGCAACGAUCAACGAAGUGGCGGCCAUCGUCGUCGCAAGCCACGAGCACCAGCACGCGACGCGUCUCGAGCAAAUGAAUCGCAAGACGAUCUUGCGCCAGACGCGGCACAUGCGCCACCUGCACGACCAGCUCGAAGCGGCCAUCUUGGCCAAAGACUAUGUCGCGGCCAGUGCGCUCUUGGACGUUGGUGCGUUCCCGGAUUACGCGACACCCGCGGGCAUGACGCUCCUCAUGCAGGCGGCCAGCGAAGAGCGUUUCCUUACAAACAAGGACGGCGCCGUCGUCCUCGUGGUCGAGUUUCUUCUGGAUCGCAAGAUGGGCCGGCCGUCGCCCAACGUUAUCAGCACGUCGCUCGAUGGCUCGUUUUGUCACACGGCGCUCUCGGUCGCAGCGCAUUACGGCACGACCAUGUGCGGCCGCAGCCUUGUGGACCGCGGGGCUGACGUCAACAUUCAAGACCCGCGCUUUGGCCUGACCGCGCUCAUGCACGCGGCACGAAACAACAAGCACGACUUUGUGCGCUUCUUGCUCGAGCAAAAGGCCAGCGUUCACCUCAAGGACGUCCACGGCCGAUCGGCGUUUACAUUUGCCACCGAGCGACGCAAUGAAACCAUGCUGGGGCUCCUCUCGGCCGCUGCUGCCGACAUGCACCAGACGCUCGAGAUCUACGAUCGGUUGGCGGUGUACGGACUCUGCCGGUGGGGAUGUGGCUUUGUCGAGUUACGCACGGCGCCCGUCGUCGAGGCCGGGCAAGGACUUGUCGUUGCUAUGCGAAACCCCUUGCAAGAACACGAGCUGCACGCGUGUCCUAAACGCGUUCUUGCCUGUCCGCUCGGCUGCGACCAGCCGGAUCUUUGGAGCCAAGAGGUGGCCGACCACGUGGCACGGGAGUGCCCCCACCGGCCGCUACCCUGCACGAAUCCCAAGUGUGACAUGAUGGUCGCUGCAAGUGCCCUGCGCCAGCACACGCAGCACGACUGCAUGCAUCGCACGGUCGCCUGUCCGCUCUGUGGCGAAGGCAGCCUCGCGCACAAGCUCGAGGCCCACACAAAGUGUUGUCGUCUUCGCUUGGUCCCAUGUCCGCUCUGCGCGAAUGAGCUCCGGGCCCUCGAUGUGAGCAAUCAUGUCAAGUUUGAGUGCGACUGCCGCGACGUGCGCUGUCGCCUCGGUUGUGGCUUUGUGCGGCUUUGCGACCGCACGUCACACGAAGCCGACGUCUGCGUCAAGCGAUCGAUUCCGUGUGUCUUUGCAUGCGUCGACGGCACAACACCCGAGACGCAAGCCGACCACGAACAGAUCUGCGACUUCCGCCCGAUGGUGUGUCCGAAUCGCUGCGGCCAAACGGUCCGCGCCAUCGACGUCGACAGUCACCUGAGCGAGUGUACCUACCGGUUCGUGCCAUGCACCAUCGGCUGCGGACGGCGCGUCCGGGAGUGCGACAUGGUCGAACACGUCAGUAGUCUCUGCACCAAGCGCACCGUGCCGUGUGAGUGGUGUGGCACGCAAGGCAUUGUCGCAACCCUCUUGGAGCUCCACCAGCGCACCGAGUGUCUGCAUCGCAUCCAGGCCUGUGGUGCGUGUGGUGACGGCGGUAUCCUCGCGCUCGAUAUGACGACCCACAAGACAGCAAAGUGCCGCAUGCGGCCGGUCGAGUGCGUCUUUCGACAGGACGGCUGCAUGAAGACACCGCUGCUGGCCCAUGAAAAGACGCAGCACGAAGCGUUCGAAUGCAAGUACCGAACGAUCUGGUGCCCACUGGGCUGCAACGAGCACCUCGUGGCGCGCCACCUCAAGGCGCACGAAGCCACGUGCCCGAUGCGCUUCGUGGUCUGCACCUUGGGCUGCGGCGCCGAGUUGCGUGAGAAGGACCGGUUUGAGCACGAAGCGUACGCGUGUAGUUACAACAACAAAAAGUGA
This is a messenger RNA of Saprolegnia parasitica CBS 223.65, 7203 nucleotides long. RefSeq lists its product as hypothetical. The coding region runs from base 1 to 7203 and encodes 2400 amino acids. The record is from RefSeq and is a predicted model, not a curated record. NCBI's taxonomy places the organism in Eukaryota, Oomycota, Saprolegniomycetes, Saprolegniales, Saprolegniaceae. Gene Ontology annotation, molecular function: protein binding; zinc ion binding. The transcript is spliced from 19 exons.